ACCACUUACCGGCAUAACCGCUACCGCGCCUACGUUAAGUUACAAUUAACGUUGUUAAUUGGUUUUAAUGUUAGCUGGAGGUUGUGUGCUCCCGCUCUUUCCUUUCGCCUUCUAUAGCCAGUUACCUGGGUCGGUGGUGGCGCUGCGCCGCUACGGCCGUUAGAUCAAAGCGGCCGCCGCCUUGCACGCGCCGACGUUUGCGCUCGGCACUGUUCCUGUGCCCGCGCUUGGUUUGCUUUUUGUUCUGCAUUUGCAUUUGUCUGUCACUGCAUAUCUGUUCGUUUGCGCGCGAGUGAUUUGUUCUUUUCAAGUUCUUCAAUUUUCGAACUUUUCGCGUCUCGAUAGAACGUUUACUGCUGAUUGAACGAACCAACAUGCCUCCUACACGCAGAGGAAGAGGACGUGGGAGAAUCGGCACGAAUUCUACGCGCGGACAGAGGAAUCCAACGCGGCCGGGUCCCCGCCGCCUGCGUUCACAAGUAGUGGUCCCAGCUACUACCACGUUCACAUCAAGCACCGACGACAGUAUCCGAGCGCUAGCGGAGCAAGUGGCUGCUUUACAGCAGACGGUCUCCACUUUGCAGCCAAGUGGCGGAUUAGCGAGUUUGACUGUCCCUCCGGCUGGAUCCCGCUCAUUGUCAGAAUCCUCAAAUCGGAUCGUCGCUGGCACCGGUAAGCAACCAAUAGCUCAGAUAACUAUUGAUAGCGCUCCAGAGCCGAAGAAUAAUUCCCGUCAUCCGGGAGAGCCUGCCGCCUCUUCAGCUUUCAAAGAUAUGCAAGCCGUCAACCCUAAACUGCGAGAAACUCUUCUGGACCACACUCAGUUUGUCGAUUUUGUGGACCUGCUGCCACAGAAUCGCGUGCCGUCCAAGCGUCCCCAAACUGGCACAAAGAUGAUGCACGACCCAGCCACAGGUGAAGCGGUUUUCAUGCCAUCAGUUAAAAAAGAGCAAAUCACGAACUAUGCCAGCUGGUCUCGAGCGUUUGGAGUCUUUGUCUCCUAUCGCACGCUUAACCACCCCGAGUUCACGGUUCCCUUUAUGAAAUACAUGGAUCUCAUUGCGUUGUUUUCCGAUCCGGACCGCGGGUACAGCUUCAACCACGUCCUCAAGUACGACAUGCAAUUUCGGAAUUACGCCGCCAACAAUCCGUACGACACGGAUAUUUGGACGCGACGCCACGAAGAGUCGUUUCAAGAGUGUAUCGCUAAUCCCAAGAUAUCCACCUCUAAGGCGGCUAGCACUAGCGGUUCGGCUCGUCACGCGACGCUCCAGUGCGGACGCUGCAAAGGGGUUGGACAUAUUCAGAAGGAUUGUAAACAGCCCUUUCGAGGCCGCCCUGCUGCAGAGGGGGAAAUCUGCAACCUCUUCAAUAAGGGCAUUUGCUCAACGCCAUGCCGCCGCGAACGCGUCCACGAAUGCAGCGAGUGUCAGUCGCUCAGCCAUGGAGAGUACAGUUGCCCACGCCGCAGUGGCCACGACGUCAAACGGGAGUGACCUUCGCACCCCACUUCGGCCACACGUGUUUGCCAAAUACCUCGUCGAUCAUCCUAAUCGGCAAUACGUAACCGGCCUGAUCGGCAUGCUGACCAACGGAGCUGACCUUGGCUACACGGGCCCGC
Molecule: messenger RNA, 1621 nt
Organism: Paramacrobiotus metropolitanus
Lineage: Eukaryota; Metazoa; Tardigrada; Eutardigrada; Parachela; Macrobiotidae
Exons: 1
Coding region: 375-1496 (373 amino acids)
Molecular function (GO): nucleic acid binding; zinc ion binding
Source: RefSeq, a predicted model, not a curated record